AUGCACGGUUUAUCACUACCAAUUAAAACUGUAACUGGCCUGAUCGAAGUACUGUCGGUUGGAUUUCCUAUGCUAUUCUCCGCAGAUGCUAGUUGCACCGUAAUGAGUAAAGAGCAAGGGUCUUUAGAAGAGCAGGUUCAAAGUAUUCAUAUCUCUGAUGAUGAAUCCGACGACACCUUACCCAAUGAAACUCCCAAGCUCAGUGUUUUUAAGGACAAAGAUGAUGGCUGUUUUACUGCUUUUAUGAAGGAUUCUAGAAUUAUUAAAAUAAUCGAAGAGUACUUUAAAAAUCUGAAUCAUAUCCAACGUGAGGAGUAUGAAAAGAAUAUAAAUGAGAUUAACGAAAUUGUGGGAAUGAAGCUGUAUAAUUAUUGCACUGAAACGAUGAGUGGAUGUUUAAGUAAAGACGAAAUCCUAAACGAAGAUGGUAGUCUUAAAGAAAAAAUAGCUCAACAAGCAGAGGGAUAUUUCGAAAUUAGCUUCAAAGAGUGGGAAUCUAAAUUUAAAAGGAUUGAAGUAUCAGGUUUUGAAUUUGAUCAUAUUCCGACCAAGGCAUUGAAGUUCUUGACUGAAUACCUUGAAACUGAUGAAUUGAGCAUAUCAGAAACACUAUUGACAUUGCUGCAUUGA
Vittaforma corneae ATCC 50505 is the source of this 630-nucleotide messenger RNA. RefSeq lists its product as uncharacterized. NCBI's taxonomy places the organism in Eukaryota, Fungi, Microsporidia, Nosematidae. The transcript has a single exon. The record is from RefSeq and is a predicted model, not a curated record. The coding region runs from base 1 to 630 and encodes 209 amino acids.